Lytechinus variegatus (green sea urchin) is the source of this 1537-nucleotide messenger RNA. RefSeq lists its product as uncharacterized. NCBI's taxonomy places the organism in Eukaryota, Metazoa, Echinodermata, Echinoidea, Temnopleuroida, Toxopneustidae. The record is from RefSeq and is a predicted model, not a curated record. The coding region runs from base 40 to 1416 and encodes 458 amino acids. The transcript is spliced from 4 exons.
GGGGAUUCAUGUGGCAUUCAUUCUUCACAAUGGAAAACGAUGAGCGGUCGGGAGCAAGUGAAUCACGGUUGGUUUUACGUAACGAAGCGUAAUACUGAGCUGGGUAUGAAAGCAUUCAACCUUCCGCCAAUGAGUAGGACAUCGAUCACGGCUCGACUCUCCUUCAACUACAAGUUCUAUGGCUACACAUCGUGUAGUCUCCUCGUAAGCGUCGGUCGAAACCUGAAGCUCAAAGAGCGUCGUCGUAAUACCAGGGACUCGGGGUGGAGAAGCGCCCCCAACGUCGACUUCUGUUGUUGCCCGCGGUGUCCAACGAUAUUCUUCAAAGCUGUGUGCAAGUUUGGGAAGGGUGGAGUAGCUGUCGAUGACAUAGUCGUAUCAGUUGUCAGGAUCCAUCAACCACUAUCUCGUUCGAAAACGCUCACAACGCAGAAGUCAAUGACAGCGUCAGCCCCGAUUAACCAACGAGCUUCAACAGCAGCCGGGACAACCAGUACCAACGGUUCUACAACUUUGCCUAGCACCUUGAGGAUGAUUCCCCAAACAGAAGUCUCGACUCAACCGAAGUACCACAGCCAAACACAUGACACCUUUGAUACAAUGGCAGGAACCUUCGAAACAAGCACUUCUUGCACAACCAACGGGUCUACCUAUGGAACCUCUUCUGAACUACCAACCCAGACUCGACAGAGCAAUACUUUUUUAAAGGUGGUACGUACUUGGGCACCAGGUGAACCAAAACAUCCACAAAAGUUAAAGGUUAUUUUACCUCUGGUGAGCUUGGGAAUAUUAGUGAUCGUCGCGGGGUUGGUGGGGAUGUGCGUACGAAUGCAGAUGAAGGGUCGGAAAGAGAUUCCAAGCCAUGUCAACACGACUGUGUCAUUUCGCGCAAGAGGCAAAGGCCUUGGCAACAUGGACUUCAGACAAGAGCAUCAUCAUCUGGACACAAGAUUAGAGACUUCUGGUCAGGAAAAUGGAGACCAUCACUACAUUCCAAUGAAUCCCAUACGAUCAACGGAACCAUCACCUAAUGGGAGUCGUGAUCCCGUAGUGAUUUAUGAAAGUGCCACCGAUGAAACGGAAAAGCGCCACAUCACCAAGAAGCAUGAACCUACAUACAGAAACCUGACGAACAGAGAACAGCGCCCUCACUUAUACGCGAAUUGCCUUCAGUCGUCGGAUUGUGAAGGCACAACACAGACAAACUGGUUUGAUAGCUGUGGCUGUACCCUGAAAAAUGAUAAGCUUCAUACAAUUUCCUGUUCGGAGAAUGAAAUUUUUGAAGAAGACAGCUUCGUCAGGCAUGGUCAUUACAUCCCAAUGGACAUGCAGAGUAAUUCCUUUUCCGGUCGUGAAUGUUGGGACCGUUGGGACCAUUACUAUAUUCCAAAGAGGGCGCCCUUCACAGUCAUAUGAUAACAGAAUACACUUCUAAGCAAACACGAUCUACUACCAAACUUUUACAAACACAAUUUGCAGGAGAAGAAUUGUCAACAUAAGCAGAUUGCUUGAAAGAAAAAUGAUAUCCCCAGAUUAA